GAAUUUCAAAACUACUGGCGGUAGGGAAUCUACCGUCACAUUUUACUGUACAACGCAGUACUGUACUCCAUGAUUAACUGCAAUGGCGCCUCUAAAAUUUGUCAUUAAGUGUGGGAACUUUGCUGUGCUGGUGGAUCUCCACAUCCUGCCCCUGGGCAGCCAAGAGGACGCCAGCUGGUUUACUACAAGACACAUCGAGGAAGUUACGACUCUGAUUCGUGAUGCUGUGGAGCAAAGAGUUAAGCAGUACGCAGACUCCUUUCAAAAAGGAAGACAGCCAAAACACAAAAAGGAGCUAGCACCUGCUUCAGCUUUUAUUGUAAAAGGGAAACAUUUCAACCUAGUGGCCAAUUUUCUGAAGCGCCACAUCAACCUUCGAUGUGUCGUCAAGCAGCACCAUGGUGAGUUGCGUGUGUUUCCUGAGCGCUACGUUGUGUGUAUAAGCCGUCCAGAGGAUGCCGCAGUGCAAUAUACAAAACCAAGCUCAACCACAACAGAGCUGUGCGAACAAAGCAGAUCAGAAUAUUUUUCCAGAGAGGGAGAAAUCCAAGAGUCUUUCAACUGCACCACAAAAAUAAAGAAAACUGUGCUUCAAAAGAUAGCCAAAAAAUCCAAUGUCCAGCAAGAGCACCGGGGUCCCAUUGUGGGCGAGCAGCAAAUUGAGCAGAGAGCCUGUGUUGAAGACCAAAGAGGGAAACGUGGAGAUGAACACUCAGACACAAGCUCAUUAGGUAGUGUCUCUAGUGCUGGAAGGACGGCCCGUAAAAACAUAGAGCAAGAGGUACCGUGCCCCGAUGCUGUGAUUCAGAACCAGGGCCUGACCUUUCAGAGGCAAACUGAUAAUUCUCCUCUAGAGAGCAUCAAGCCAAACAUGCCCUCAGUAGGUGUCUGCCCACAUGAAAUCAGUCCAGGAAGCAGGCGGAGCAAGAGGACUAAACCCAGCGAUUCAGAAGACCCUCGGCCACUGAAGGCCAAGAGGACAAGCCUUGAUGGAACUCCAGCCACAAUGCAAACUCACUCCACUGAGUGCUUCACACAAAUAUCCAAACACGACCCUCUUCCUCUGCCGCCCCUUCCUCUAGACGAAACCAAGGCAGGGUCCGAGGCUUUCCCGGUCUCAGAGUACAAGAAAACCACAGUGGAAGUAGAGCUGCUUACUCCAGGGAAACGGGACCAGAGGCUCCCCCUCACAAGCAAUAACACAACACAGACGAAUCAAAACAGGCUGGCCACAAGUCGAAAGGGCCUAUCUGUCAAGCUUGCAUCCUCGGAAUCCUCUAUGAGUUCCAGAUCCACAGGCGGGGAGGAGGGAAGUAAAAAUGUGCCCAGAACCUCGAGAUUACGACGACUGAAGAGGUCCUGAGGGGGACAGAGGAGCUACAGUGAAAACGCCUGACGCUAUCGAGACAGAAAUGAAAUUGUGUCAGGCCUCAUGAUCCCCCUCACUGCCACCCUCCCUCGCAUUUAUACACACAAAU
Phycodurus eques (leafy seadragon) is the source of this 1478-nucleotide messenger RNA. It is a transcript of the gene slx4ip, whose product is annotated as SLX4 interacting protein. The coding region runs from base 83 to 1363 and encodes 426 amino acids. Lineage: Eukaryota; Metazoa; Chordata; Actinopteri; Syngnathiformes; Syngnathidae. The transcript is spliced from 8 exons. The record is from RefSeq and is a predicted model, not a curated record.